Messenger RNA from Pieris brassicae (large cabbage white), 2383 nucleotides. Its product is annotated as protein DENND6A. Gene Ontology annotation, cellular component: recycling endosome. The transcript has a single exon. Gene Ontology annotation, molecular function: guanyl-nucleotide exchange factor activity. The record is from RefSeq and is a predicted model, not a curated record. Bases 272 to 1951 code for a protein of 559 amino acids. NCBI's taxonomy places the organism in Eukaryota, Metazoa, Arthropoda, Insecta, Lepidoptera, Pieridae.
GAAUAAGGCCGUUAAUUUUUGUAACUAGAAAUGUAAAUGUGCCAACCACGGAUUGCGAUUAACUCAUUGUAUUUUCGCGCGCGCAGCCAUGUUGACAGAACAGCUGUUAUGCGUGCAACAGAAAGUGGAAUAGUAGAUAAUUUAGCGUUUGUUCAUACCGUCGUAUCAAUUAAAAAUAAUGUUUGUUAAAACAAACAAUCCUUUAGUUGUAUAAUAUAUUUUUCAAUUUUACUUAACAACUCUGGCAAUGUUGUAAAAUAUUAUAAACGCAAUGGAUUGUGGAAAACAACAACCAGACGACAUUUUCGUUUGUGAUGAAGAAUUUGAAGCGAAAUGGAGCAGAUUUUCCGACUGGUUGCAUUGUAUUUGUGUUGUUACAUUCGAUUUGGAGUUGGGGCAGGCUAUGGAAAGAGUAUAUCCGCCUGGUGUGCAAUUAUCUGAUCAAGAGAAAUGUAACAUUUGUUAUUUAGCAUUCCCGGAUUCAAACUCAGGAUGCAUGGGCGAUACUCAAUUUCACGUACGACUGCGUUCACGUGCUCCACUAACACCGCAACAGUUAAUUUAUAACGAGGACAGCGUUUCUACGCUCCGAGCAGACCCAACGCAUUACUGGGGCUUCGUCUAUUUUCGUCAAGUCAAGGAUACGACCUUGCCUCGGGGCUACUUCCAAAAGAGCAUUAUUUUGCUUACGCGUUUGCCCUUUAUUAACCUGUAUUACAAAGUGAUACAGCUUAUAGCUCCUCGACAUUUUGAAGAUGGUGAAAGCAGCUUGGAAGCUGCAUGCCAUGACAUAAAUAGAUGGCCAGAGUUGAAUUCCGGUCAAAACGUUCUAUUGCCAGUCUUGGGUUCUGUUUUUCAGUCGUAUAUUCCUAAUCAGCAAACUGGAAAGGUUACAAGGUCAGAUAUUGUGAAACAAGUACAUUCCUCUAAUGUUCCACACAUAAUAGUAUGUAUUCAAGAUGUUAAUGUUUUUGAUGCUCUAUCAAGUUUAAUAUCUCAUCUGCAUUUACUAUGGGAGUUAGUAUUGACUGCAGAACCUAUAGUUGUUAUGGCCAGCUCACCAACAGAAUGUUCAGCUUUAGUCCAAGCCUUGACCUACUUGAUACAGCCACUUCCAUAUUCGGCAGAAUACCGACCUUACUUUACAAUACAUGAUAGUGAAUUUAAGGAAUUUACUCGAAAACAGUUCAACCCACCCUAUGUCAUAUUAGGUGUGACAAAUCCAUUUUUCACUAAGACAUUGCAGCACUGGCCGCAUACAAUUAAAUUAGGUGAUUCAACCCCUGUUAAAACUAAGUUGAGGAAAGUAGGAAGUAUUAAACAUUUAGAUUCUGCACCAGGGGUAUACACUCAGUACAAACCUUAUUUAGAGAAAGAUAAGGCUAUUAUCAAAAAGUUGCAUAAUGGUAUAAGGACAGACCGACCUUCUGAAGUUCAGACAGCAAUGGUUAAAAGGCAUUUACUAGAACUAACACAAAGCUUUAUGAUCCCACUUGAACGUUAUAUGGCAUCCCUCAUGCCAUUGCAGAAAAACAUAUCUCCUUUUAGGUCACCUCCAGUGCCAAAUCCAUUUAAUCCAGAAGAUUUCUUCACAUCUCUGCAGCAAGCAGGUCCUCAAUUGACAUCUGGUAUUAAAGGUGACUGGAUAGGAUUAUAUAAAAAUUUUUUUAGGACACCAAACUUUAGCACAUGGUUUCAUGAGCGUCAUAGUGAUUUAACAAAUAAAUUACAAGCUUUGCAAUUAGAAGCCUUAGCAGAGAGUGACUUAAAAGAAUGGUCAGUUGGAAAGAAAGAAGUUGAAAUUGUUGACAUGAUACUUAAACUGCGUGAUGUGUUAAAAAAUAAUCCACCUGUGGCAGACAAUACACGAACAUUACUGGCUCGGAGGUUAGAUGAUUUAAAUUGUGUCCUUCAAGAUGAUAUGAAGGCUAUUUUAAAUGCGGCAACGUGACACACAUUUUGCUGCACCUCGGAACUACGAGAGUGCAGCAUUCAUCUACGGCUCUCGUUUAUUGCUUCUUGUGUAUAGUCCAGCUAAAGUUAAGGACAGUGUAAUUAUUCAUAUUAAUAAUUAGAUCCCAACGUAAAAAUAUAUUUUAAUUAGAUACUCAAAUAGAUUUAUGUUAUUUAGAAUUAUCUAAUACAAAUUUAGUUCAUAUGAGAAUCACUUUAAUUAUAUUGAUGAUAGUAAUACUAUAUACUAAAUGAUGCCAAUUUAUUUGUAUAACAAUAAAUUUAAAAAUGUGUUAAUUUAAUUAGGCCAAAUUUAAUAACAAUUUAGUUAGUGUGCUUAGUAAACAAAUAUGAUAUUCUUAUGAGGUCUAAAAUUCUCAAUUUCACUAUACGAUGUUAUAGAGAAAUAUAUUUUAUACAGCACUGUGCA